Molecule: messenger RNA, 1644 nt
Organism: Manihot esculenta (cassava)
Lineage: Eukaryota; Viridiplantae; Streptophyta; Magnoliopsida; Malpighiales; Euphorbiaceae
Product: pollen-specific protein-like At4g18596
Exons: 2
Coding region: 833-1330 (165 amino acids)
Source: RefSeq, a predicted model, not a curated record
UCAACUAAUAAUACAGCUUCAAUUCUUCUAGCCUCCUUGAGAGGACCUUAUGCUAAAAGAAAGAAGAAGCAAAGGUAAGUUGAUAAACAUCUCCUUCAAAAUGUAUUCUUGAGUUUUCUAGUGGAUUGCAAGUUGCAAAUCUGUUGGUCUUCUCAGUUGAACUGCAAAUGCUCUGUGUGUUCAUGGCAGCUCUUGUGAAGCAUAAAUUGCCCCUAUUUAAAAAGCUCACAUGAGAACCAUGAACAAUCCUUCUUCAAGCCUUUUGUCCUUUUCAAUUUACUCCACAUCACCAAAAUAACAUGCUGUUCAGUGCAUGUGCAAUAAAUUCAAAGAAUGAAUUUCUUUUGGUUAAUUCCAAUAACAUUUCACAUACAAGCAUACUCAGUUAGAACUUCAAUUUGCAAUAUCUCUCCUUAAUUACUAUUCUUUUCUACCAUGAUUGAGCAUCAACUUCCAGCUAUGUUUCUGAGUCUAUAAAUGCCCUACAGCUUCUGUUUUUGUGAGCUAUACUGGAAAAGGGACCUUCAAGCCCCACACAAGAAACCCUCCAAAAAAAAGAUACUUUUUCCUACACAUUUAAACUCCAUAUAUGCCAAAUGACAUUCACAUGUCUUUGUUUCUAGUGAAAAAGAUAAAUCUCUUCUACCUUUUGUUUACAGUUGGAUCUCACUUUUCUGCUGCUUAUCCAAACAACAGAACUACUCUUCUACUAUAUCAUAAUACUUUGAUUGCUAUUUACUAUAAUCCAACAGUUCAUUGAGGUGCAUAUAUCUCAAGUUUUUGUUUUCUUUUAUUUAAAAUUUUCCCUUCCAUCUCCCAAAAUUUUGCUGCCAUGAAUCCUGUAAUUCUCUUCUUUCUCUCAUCUUUGUUCAUCAAGUCACUGUCUUCAAGGGUUGAGCCAGCUAAAAACAAUGCCCAUAUCACUGUAAUGGGUUUUGUUUAUUGUGACAUCUGCUCCAACAACAGCUUCUCCAGACACAGCUACUUCUUACCAGGUGCAGGAGUUAAAAUAGACUGCAAGUUCAAAGCAACUUCACCGAAAAUCAGAGAACAAGUAUCAUUCUCAGUAAACAGAACCACGAAUAGGCAUGGAGUCUACAAGUUGGAAGUCCCUUCUGUUGAUGGAAUUGCAUGCGCAGAAGUGGCCAUGGAAUCUUCCUGUGAGGCAAGCUUAAUGUGGAGUUCUUCUAAAUCAUGCAACGUUCCUGGAUACAAAUCCACAUCAGAUCAGAUAACAAUCAAAGCCAAACAUCCCAAUCUCUGCAUUUAUAGCCUUAAUGCAUUGAAUUUCAGACCAUCAAAGGCUGAUCUUACCUUAUGUGGAAAAUAAGAAAAGAAGAAAGCUUUCUGUAGUUUUUUCCACCAUUUGUCACUGGUAUAUGGCUUUCUUCUGUCUAAAUUCCGUCUUUCCUUUGAAACAAGUGCAAUUUCCAUCAUGAUAUGCUUGCCCAGGUGAUCAUCAUUUGUUAAUGCAGUAUCUGGGGAGCUAAUUAUUAGUUCUAAAUAUUUUUAUUAUUUUUUUUCCUGCUGUUUAGGCUCCAACUGGGCUUCGGAAAACAGUCCAAAAUCACCGAGCUAAAGCUCAUUAGUAUUUUGUUGGUUUGUUGCAGCUUAUACUAAUGCAAUGUCUGAAUAGUUUGUGCA